This is a messenger RNA of Bacidia gigantensis, 645 nucleotides long. RefSeq lists its product as uncharacterized. Lineage: Eukaryota; Fungi; Ascomycota; Lecanoromycetes; Lecanorales; Ramalinaceae. The transcript has a single exon. The record is from RefSeq and is a predicted model, not a curated record. The coding region runs from base 1 to 645 and encodes 214 amino acids.
AUGUCAAAGAAGAAGUUCCGCUACCACUCAAGCUUUGCACCUGAUUGGGUGCUUCCAUUGCAAUCUGAAAAUCCGGCGGAAGAGUCCAGCAAGAAACAUGUCGACCCUCAACCUUCUCGUCCAGACUCCAAAGCAAAACCCGAUCGAUACAAGAAAGUGCUCCCGACAGACUGGGUAGAUCAAGAAACGACUCCAUCUAAACCCAUCCCUCCGAUACUUCCACCACUCACCAAAGAAGGUUUGAAUGAAUUAGGCUCACUGGAGACAGCCGAACCCAAAAGAAAGCAGCGCGACGUCCCUCUUGUCGAUACCUCAAUCCGCAAGACCCGUGCAAGUGGCCACACUCCACCUCCUGGUCCACGCCGCUCCACAUUUGCUUCUGUUUGGGGCAGGCAACCUCCUCACUUUUCUGCAGAUGAACCAUCGCGUGGUGAUGACGAUGAUAGGUCGGAUCUACGAUACGGGUCAAAGGCCAAUUCAUUCCACCCAGCCGAGUUUCAACCAGCCGCGCGCGAACAACCUAUAUCGCCUCCUGUCAGUGUAGGAGUAUCAUCGUCAGUCCUCACAACUAGUCCAUACCAUGGUCGAGAUCUGCCAGUCAGAGGCCCUAGGAUGUCUCCUUCCUACUCUGUUGUGUCGGGUUGA